GUCAAAGAAAAAAGAAAGGGAACGCUCCCUUUUGUGCUCCAGCGCGCCGCCGCCUUCUCCCGCCGGAGCCGCUCGACUCCUCCUAGAGCGCGCCAGCCCGCUGCCGCCGCCUCCCGCCGGAGCUGCUCGCCUCCUCCUCGCGCGCACCCGCCGGAGCCGCCUCACCCUACCCGCCGCUGCCUGCUUCCCUGCUCGCGCCGCGCCGCGCCGCGAUGGAGAGGAAAGAGAGGCGGGUUCUGCACUUCUGCUCCCCCUACCCCGCUGACUCCUCGCGCGCGCCGGCGCGCGGGCCGGACAUCCGGGUGCCGCCCGCCGGAAAGGGGAUAUGAGGUGGCGGAGAGUCUUGCUAGGAGGAGAGGGGGCCAUUGGAGGAGGGCUGGAGGUCGCUGCGCAUGGCCCGUCAGCAUCGGCGAGGUUGGCUGGGCAAGAGGCGAGCGCCAACAGAGGUGCCGGGGAGGAGCAGGCCGCCGGCGCGGUCGUAGGAGAGGGUGCCGACUGGAGGGAUGCGCUGGAACGAGGGCACAGGACUAGGGCCGUUGGACAUCAUUCAUGCUAGCAAAUAAGGACACCAGCAACACCAGCAACAGUGAUCUCCAUUGGAUGUCCCGUCUCUUAGCUGGUCGUCAAUGAUACAACCAGGUCACGCAUGAGGUAGCAGUCCCCUCCAACCCAGUUGCUGAAGACUUGUCUCAUCUGGUUUCAUUGAUGCGUGCGAGUGAGGCACAUGCUGUCCAGGUCAAGUAAAACAUCAGCUUAUGAGAUCUGAAAGCAACAAAAGGGUACCAACUUUACACCCAUGUAAAAUACAGUGAUUUCAGUCCGUUCUAUGUAGCUAUUUUGAUUUCUUCACCUUCACACUCUUAUGAGAGCUGAAAGCUAUAAGUAGGGUACCAACUUAAUACCCAUCAGAAAUCCACAGAUUUAUGUCCUUUGUUUUAUCAACUUAGACUUUGUUUCAAUAGAGGACAUCAAGUUUGUGCUAGAAAUGAUAAACACCAACUGGAUGGCCAUGUGGGACAUCAAGAACAUCAUACAAGCACCUCACCAGCACAUGGCUAUGAUCAAGAGGGGUUUGCUAGAGACCUAGAGUAAAUCCAUUGAACUUUGUUGAACUUUAAUUUUUAAUCCGCGUGUACUGGCUCUAUAAACAGUGAAGAUGGAUUUGCUGGGCAUGAUCCUAUUACACGGUUUGAGUUUUUCUUGCUCCUACUUACCAUAAUCUACAUCAAGUGAAAUAUUUCCUGAAAUUUGCUUUUUGGUUGGUAAAAUAUUGCAAGGUGACGAACUAGACUUUGAGUGGCCCCUGGUAAUUACUUAUGAAAUCAUUUAAAAUUCGGGCUAUUUUCAUACUGCAGCUUGGCGUUUGCUAUCCGUUUAAUAUGCUUGAUAAAUGAACUUGAAUUAGUACAAGUGGAUCUUUAGAUUUGUAUGUAGAAGGUCGAGAUGUUUGCAAAUGGCAUAUGAGUUCUAUUUUGGAACAUUACGUCAUUACCUUGUCACUGUAUCUUCUGAUUGAAUUGAGUGAUCUAGAAUUUAGUUCAUACUGUGGAAUAUGGAUAGCUCUAGAAAUUGAUUUUUGUUUAGUCCAUUUAUUUUAAGCUAUUUUUUAAGUUUAUUCUCAAAAUAUUUAAUUUAUAGUAGAUAAUCCAUAAUAAUAAUUAGCUUAAUAAUCUAAAUCAAACGGGGCCUAAAUGAUAAUAAUUCACACCGUGUAAUGCAUAUGCUCUCAACCACCUUCUUGUAAAAUGCAUGGAAGCUCACCAAAAGCUGUUUUCAAAAAAAUUCUCUCUUGUAAAUGAUUGUGAUAUUUAUGUUUUUCGAGAUGAUGAAUAUAAUUGGUGGAUUGGCUCGAGAAUGUUUUUUAUUUCCUUUGACAGGAACAAUCCGUGUCUUGCAAGACAGGCACUACGUCAACAAGUUAAAUAAUUUCCUUGGUGUGGUACUCUUUGAAAACGUUAUUACUGUAACAAAAGCUCACGCGCACCUUCUCCUCUCCGCCAUGGCCGCCGCUCGCUGCCUCCCGCUCCGGGCCUCGCCGCCGGAGGUCGCCAAGGCCUUCUCCUCCUCCAUCCCUGCCUCCUCCUCCUCCUCCUCCUCCUCUUCCUCCACCACCACCGCGGCCGCCUCUCUCCCUCUCCGCGCCGCCGUUCCCCCGAGCUCCGGCCGCCGUAUCCCGCCGCUCCGGUGCGCCUCCUCCUCCUCGUCGUCGCAGGGCUCCGCGUCGCCGGAUAUCGCCGUGCUCCUCGAAGUGGAAGGAGUUCUUGCAGAUGUGUAUCGCUUCGGCAAUCGCCAAGCUUUCAAUGUAGCAUUUCAAAAUCUUGGGCUGGAUUGUGCAAAUUGGACAGAGCCAAUAUAUGCUGAUUUAGUGAGGAAAGCUAGUGGCGACGAGGAAAGGAUGUUGUUAUUAUUCUUCAACAGAAUUGGGUGGCCUACUUCUUUGCCAACUAACGAGAAAGAAUCAUUUAUGAAAAGUGUUCUUCGUGAAAAGCUGAAAGCUUUGGAAGUGUUCUCAGCUUCUGAUAGCUUACCACUGCGGCCUGGAGUUGAACAGUUCAUUGAUGAUGCGCUUAAUGAGGGUGUGCCUGUCGCCAUAUUGACAACAUACGGGAGAAAUGGAGAGAAAACUUCAAGAUAUAUCAUUGAAAAAUUAGGCCAAGAGAGAACAUCAAAAAUACAUAUUGUUGGGAAAGAAGAGGUUGAAAGAAGCUUAUAUGGACAACUUGUUCUUGGUGAAGGAGUAGCCUCCAGUUUGGAUGAACAGCUAGUUAAGGAAGCACAAAAGGCUGCUUCUGCAGAAAAGCAGAGGAUAGCAGAAGAAGUUGCGUCCAUUCUGAAACUUAGUGUUGAUAUCAAUGCAGCGUCUAAAAGCUCCGAGAAGAUUAUUGUCACUCUACGCGCUGGAUCCGAGUAUGUUGGACGGGACGUGCAAAACUGUGUUCUUGUCGCAGGUAGCCAAUCUGGCGUUCUUGCAGCUGAGCGCAUUGGUAUGCCAUGCAUAGUUGUUAGAAGCAGCCUAACCGCCAGAGCUGAGUUUCACUCUGCGAAGGCCGUCAUGGAUGGAUUUGGUGGUACUGACUUGACCAUAUCGAAACUAUUGAGCAAGAAGUGGUCUUGACAACUCGGCACUACAUUGGAGUUGCCUGCUACUAGUUUGAAUUUGUAUGUAACCCAUGGAUUGGGUAUAUGUUACAACCAAAAUGAGGCCUCUAUGUAGUACAUUGCAGAAAGAAAACUAUGAGAAGCACAAGCUACUUCAGGCAUCAUUUUUUUUUUGGGAACAGAAAAUGUACUGAACUCGCUGUACUUGGACGAGGCAAUUGAACUCAUUGUCUGGUUUGGUCUUUGCAUAAAAGUGAGUAAUAAGAUGGUGAUUUUUCAUCAGCAUUUCAAAA
Oryza sativa Japonica Group (Japanese rice) is the source of this 3392-nucleotide messenger RNA. RefSeq names its product CBBY-like protein. NCBI's taxonomy places the organism in Eukaryota, Viridiplantae, Streptophyta, Magnoliopsida, Poales, Poaceae. Gene Ontology annotation, molecular function: hydrolase activity. The record is from RefSeq and is a predicted model, not a curated record.